Molecule: messenger RNA, 216 nt
Organism: Peronospora matthiolae
Lineage: Eukaryota; Oomycota; Peronosporomycetes; Peronosporales; Peronosporaceae
Source: the annotation of a GenBank genome assembly
AUGUCGGACGUCAACACGCUCGUGUUCCAGCCGCUGAAAGAGUUCUUCAAGAACAGUCUCCACCUGAUCAAGAAGUGCAACAAACCCGACCGAAAAGAGUUUGCCCGCAUCGCUGGCGCCACGUCCGUGGGCUUCUUAUUGAUGGGCUUCAUCGGGUUCUUUGUCAAGCUUGUGCACAUCCCCAUUAACAACAUCCUCGUGGGUGGCGGCGCCUAA